This is a messenger RNA of Ipomoea triloba (trilobed morning glory), 1979 nucleotides long. RefSeq names its product dof zinc finger protein DOF4.6-like. The record is from RefSeq and is a predicted model, not a curated record. NCBI's taxonomy places the organism in Eukaryota, Viridiplantae, Streptophyta, Magnoliopsida, Solanales, Convolvulaceae. The coding region runs from base 226 to 1290 and encodes 354 amino acids. The transcript is spliced from 2 exons. Gene Ontology annotation, biological process: regulation of DNA-templated transcription. Gene Ontology annotation, molecular function: DNA binding; DNA-binding transcription factor activity.
UAUAGUCCAUACACACAUGACACAUAAAGCACAUUAGAACGUCCACAAACAACCAUCCCAAACAUUCCUUUUUCUUGCUUUUAAACCCACUAGUGAGAGCAAAAAGCUGCUGUUUUUUCUUUUCAAGAAAAUUAUAAUUAUAAUUAUACAAUACCCACCCCUUCCCUUCCCUUCCCUUCCCUUCCCUUCUUCAUCAUCAUCUCCUUCUUCUCCAUCCAUCCAUCCAUGGACACUGCUCAAUGGCCACAGGAGAUAGUGGUGAAACCAAUGGAGGAAAUAGUGGGAACAAGUAGUGGCUCAAACAAUAACUCAUCAUCAUCAAGUAAACCAUCUUCUUCUUCUUGUGGGGAGAGAAAAAUUAGGCCCCAGAAAGAGCAGGCUGUGAACUGUCCCAGGUGCAACUCUACUAACACUAAGUUCUGUUACUACAACAAUUACAGCCUGUCUCAGCCCAGGUAUUUCUGCAAGACUUGCCGGAGGUAUUGGACGGAAGGGGGAUCUUUGAGGAAUAUUCCGGUGGGGGGUGGUUCCAGGAAGAACAAAAGAUCUUCUUCUUCUUCUGUUUCUUCUGUUUCUGUUUCUGUUUCUUCUGCAAAUAAUAAUGGUGGUUUAGCAGUGAAGAAGUUGCCUGAUCUGGUGCCACCUGUCCCCCCAAUUCUCCAUCAUCACCAUCAUCUUCUCCAUCAACAACAACAACAAAACCCUAGCAAGAUCCAUGAGAAUCAUCAUCAUCAUCAAGAUCUCAACUUGGGGUUUUCCCAGCAUCAAGAUUUCAAGACUAUUAGUGAACUGAUCCAGGUGCCAAACUACGAGAGCAAAGAUGGGGGGAAUGAUCCUCACCGUCCAUCUUCAUCAUCACCACCAUCCACUGCCACUCAUCAUCAUCACCUCUCAGCUCUGGAGCUCUUGACUGGAAUGACUACUGCUGCCACGUCAUCAUCAAGAGGGCUUAUGAGUUCUUUCAUUCCCAUGCCCCCCAUUCCUGACCCUAAUAAUAAUUACUCCUCUUUCCCUCUCCCCGAAUUCAAGCCUUCCCUAAACUUCUCCCUGGAUGGGAUUGGGAAUAAUAAUGGCGCCUAUGGGAAUCACCACCAUCUUCAAGGCAUGCAAGAGACGGCCACCGCUAGCGGCGGCGGCGGAAGGCUUUUCUUUCCUUUUGAAGAUUUGAAAAGCACCGCCGCACCAGACGGCGGCGAGCAAGAGAGAGACAGUAACAACCCGGCUGGGGAAUCAACCGGCGGCCAUGGAUUUUGGAAUGGAGUCUUGGGAGCUGGAGGGGGUUCAUGGUAAUUAAUUAAGAAAAUAUAUUUAAUUUUUCUUUCUUUUUUUUGGGAAGGGGAAUUUUUUUUCACUGUUUUUAUCUUAAUGGUGGGUGACUUGUUUGGAUUUCUUGGAAGAAAAAAAAAAAAAAAACUAACGUAUAGGAAACAAUGAAGCUAAGGGGUUUUCUUUUCUCUACUACUACUAUAUAUACCACCUCUAUCUAGCUAGCUCCUUCCUUAUUCAUUCCUGAUGAUCACUAUUAUUACACAUUUUGGGUGUGCUUGGGUGUUAGAAAAUUAUUGGUUUUAGGCAAUAUUGAAGAGUGAUAGAAGAAGAAAAAAAAGCCCAGAAUUUUUAUUGGGGCACUGAUCUGAGUUAUGAAAGAAAAUUAUACAUGUUAUUACAGAGAGGGGGAUAUAUAUAUUUCAUGACUUGUGUGUAUAUAUAUAUGAUCCCUCUCUGCAUUUUACUAUGUGAUUCUUCAUUCUAUCACACAAAAAAAUUGAAGGCAGAAAGAUCCUUAUUAUCUAUAUGUGGUUGGUUGGUUGGGUUGAUACUUCAAUUCAAUAAUGUAUGUAUAAUCUGUAAGCUCGCUACCUAGCUAGAUCCAUGUUUGUACUUGUACUGAGUUGUAUUAAUUGACUGUAUUUUAGUUCUUUUCUUUUAGGUUUGCAAAUAUGGUUUUAUAUAUAUAAUUCACUGCAAUAUAUUUCCCA